AUGAUCCUGAUAGCUUGUUUUAACUUCCUGGAUAGGGUUUUGUACGAUGGGACCGUGAAACACAUGGCGGUAGUUGGAGGGUUUGAUAUUUUGGCAGAGAGAUACGCACUCGAUAGUGCUCAGUGUAUAAAAAAAACUCUGCAAAGAAUCAUACGUGUAUGGAACGAUCUGCCAGCAGAAGUGGUCUCCUCAACGUCACAUGCCAUCUUCAAGAAUCGCCUACUGGCUGUUGACUUAUCUACUGUUAUAACCGUGCUACCGAACGCACUAGAUUCUAGCUUCAACUACGAGAAGAACUACAGAAACGAAGCCUUGUCACAAAGUGGCAACAAAGAAGUACUAGUUGCACGUCUGAGAGAAGCUCUCAUUGACGAAGGUAAGAACCCAGACGAAUUCAAGUUUGAUGGUGCUGACGAAGACAAUGAAAUUAGCACAGGCACGUUUACAACCGCCAAAAUGAUGGAACUUCUGCUUAGUAUGUCAACUGAAAUAAAACAGAUCAAAGAACAGUCCGAACGACAGUCCGAACGACAGACAGAGGAUUUAAAACAGAUCAAAGAACAGUCUGAACGACAGUCCGAACGACAGACAGAGGAGUUAAAACAACAGAUCAAAGAACAGUCCGAACGACAGACAGAGGAGUUAAAACAGAUCAAGGACCAGCUAAAACACACCGUUGAGGUAGAUCACAAGAUAGACAAAUUGAAGCGAGAAUUGGAGCAAUCCAAAAAAAUGGCCAUGCCGUUAGAUCCCGCAUCUGGAAGAACUUUGAAGGUACCAGCAUUUGACGGAGAGAUGUCCUGGAACGUUUAUAAAACCCAGUUCGAAGCAGCGGCAACUAGUGACUGUUGGAACGGAAAAGAACGAGCAACAGCACUGAUACUGGCCCUGCGAGGUUCAGCAGCAGAGGUUCUUCAGACGAUUCCGGCGGAGAACCACUUCAACUAUGAAGUUCUGGUUAGCGCGUUGGAUUUACGUUAUGGUGAAGAACACAUGAAGCAGAUUUAUCGGUCUCAACUUAGAAACAGAACGCAACGAUCUGGUGAAUCCAUUCAGCAGCUGGCACAAGAUAUCGAACGGUUGACAUUGCUGUCGUAUCCAACAUCAGACCCCGAGCAUAGAGACGAAACUGCCCUGGAUACGUUUAUCAAAGCCCUUCGUGAUUCGGAACUCAAGCAAUCCCUUCUCUUGUCAGAUAAACGAAAACUCAAGGAUGCCGUUGCGCACAGUCUCACUUUUGAAUCGGCAAAGCAAGCAUCAAAAAGUGACGUACGUCUACGCCAAGUACAUGAAGAAUGCUCUUGCCAGAAGGUGAUUGUGAAACGCGAACCCCAACAGCAUGGUGUACCCCAAUGCUGGAUUUGUGGCGAAAAAGGCCAUCUACGUCGUGAUUGUAAACACCGCCUAAAAGAUAACUACUGCCGAAAUUGCGCGACAAGAUGGCGCAAAAUAAGAGAAGAUGAUCCCGUAUCACAAUCGGCCCCUUCUAACGAAGGGGCGGAAAACUAA
Messenger RNA from Helobdella robusta, 1509 nucleotides. RefSeq lists its product as hypothetical. The record is from RefSeq and is a predicted model, not a curated record. Lineage: Eukaryota; Metazoa; Annelida; Clitellata; Rhynchobdellida; Glossiphoniidae. The transcript has 5 exons. Gene Ontology annotation, molecular function: nucleic acid binding; zinc ion binding. Bases 1 to 1509 code for a protein of 502 amino acids.